This is a messenger RNA of Carlito syrichta (Philippine tarsier), 2788 nucleotides long. RefSeq names its product zinc finger protein 229 (gene ZNF229). The record is from RefSeq and is a predicted model, not a curated record. The transcript has 4 exons. Lineage: Eukaryota; Metazoa; Chordata; Mammalia; Primates; Tarsiidae. The coding region runs from base 1 to 2487 and encodes 828 amino acids. Gene Ontology annotation, molecular function: DNA-binding transcription factor activity, RNA polymerase II-specific; RNA polymerase II cis-regulatory region sequence-specific DNA binding. Gene Ontology annotation, biological process: regulation of transcription by RNA polymerase II.
AUGGAGACUUUGACCUCCAGGCACAUGGAAAGAGCUCUUCACCCUCAAGCCUCAGCCCUUUCCAAAGAUGAGGAGGAUAAGACCAUGUUGUUUCAGGAGCCAUUGACCUUCAAGGAUGUGGCUGUGGUCUUCACUGAGGAGGAGCUGGGACUGCUGGACCCUGCCCAGAGGAAGCUAUACCGAGAUGUGAUGCUGGAGAACUUCCGGAACCUGCUCUCCGUGGGUGAGGGGAACCUCACAGGAGACAAGAAUGGAAAGAAUAUGGAGGAUAUUCAAACAAAAGAAAUAAGGUUCCAUUCACACAAAGAGCUCUCCUACUGGAAAAUGUGGCAACAGGUGGCUGGUGAAUUAACAGUGAGUCAAGACUGGAGUGUAAAUCUACAAGGGAAAGAUUUCCAGGUCUCAGAAGAUGUUGCUCCCUGUCAAUUGUGGGAAGGAGCAACUCCUUGGGUUUUUCCAACUGAAAAUUCAGUGGACGGUCUACAGGGGGAUGGGGCCAUCGAUUUAGGAAAUCUGCAGUUUCCAACCUGGAGAGCAGUAAGACCGGUUCCCAUUCAAGAAUCUUGGACAAAAACCUUUGUGAAUGAGCUGUGGAAUGUUCAAGAAAGAUAUAAAAAACUCGACACUGAAAAUACAGUAUAUAAAUGUGCUUGGAACGAUUACAACUUUUGCUGGAUAUCAGAUUGUCAUGAUAACCACAGAUUACCUGAAAGAGACAAACUGUGUAAUUGCGAUAAAUGUAGAAAAAACUACAUUAAAAAGUCCAUACUUUGUCAUCCUAACCCUGGAGAGAAUGGCUUGAAAAGUAACAAAUGUGAAAAUGACUUCAGGGAUGAUUCAAAUCUUCCCACCUGUCCGAGAGUGCCCUUGAAAGAGAAACCCUAUAAAUAUGAGCUCGGUAAGGGCUCGAGGCAGAGUUCCUGUCUUGACCAACAUCGAAGAAUUCCCAUGGGAGAGAAAUCCUUUAAAAGUCUCCUUGAGCACAGGCAGGGCUUCAGGCAAAACGCACACAUUCACAGCCAUCCUGGAGUCCCUGUGGGAGAGAUGCCCCACAGCUGUGAUGUCUGCGGGAAGGGGUUCAGGUAUAAAUCAGUUCUUCUUAUUCAUCAAGGGGUACACACGGGAAAGAAACCCUAUAUAUGUGGGGAGUGUGGGAAGGCCUUUGGUCGAAGCUCAAACCUUCUCGUGCAUCAGAGGGUUCACACCGGAGAGAAACCAUACAAAUGCAGUGAGUGUGGGAAGGGCUUCAGUUACAGCUCGGUGCUUCAAGUCCAUCAGAGGCUGCACACAGGGGAGAAGCCCUACACAUGCAGCGAGUGUGGCAAAGGUUUCUGCGCCAAGUCAGCACUGCACAAGCAUCAGCACGUCCACCCGGGAGAAAAGCCCUAUCGCUGUCAUGAGUGUGGGAAGGGAUUCAGCUUUAGCUCUCACCUCAGCAGUCAUCAGAAGACGCACACCGGCGAGAGGCCCUAUCAGUGCGACAAGUGUGGCAAAGGUUUCAGUCACAACUCAUACCUUCAAGCUCACCAGAGGAUCCACACGGGGCAGCACCUCUACGAAUGCAACGUCUGUGGUAAGAGUUUCAUUUACAGCUCAGGGCUUCUCAUGCAUCAGAGGCUGCACACAGGGGAGAAACCAUACAAAUGUGAAUGUGGGAAGGGCUUUGGCCGGAGCUCUGAUCUCCAUGUUCAUCAGAGAGUCCACACAGGAGAGAAACCCUAUAAAUGCAGCGAGUGUGGGAAAGGCUUCCGGCGGAAUUCAGACCUUCACAGUCACCAGAGGGUCCACACGGGAGAGAGGCCCUACAUAUGUAAUGUGUGUGGGAAGGGUUUCAUUUACAGCUCUGACCUUCUCAUCCAUCAGAGGGUCCACACAGGUGAGAAACCCUAUAAAUGUGCUGAGUGUGGCAAAGGCUUCCGUUACAGCUCGGGGCUUCUCGUUCACCAGAGAGUUCACACGGGUGAGAAACCUUACAAAUGUCAAGAGUGUGGAAAGGGCUUCAGGUGCACCUCAAGCCUUCACAAACAUCAGCGAGUCCACACGGGAAAGAAGCCCUAUACCUGUGAUCAGUGUGGCAAGAGAUUCACUUACGGCUCCAACCUUCGUACCCACCAGAGAUUGCACACAGGUGAGAAGCCCUACACGUGUUAUGAAUGUGGAAAGGGCUUCAGAUACGGCUCAGGUCUCCUCAGUCACAAGAGAGUGCACACUGGCGAGAAGCCAUAUAGAUGCAAGGUAUGUGGGAAGGGCUACAGUCAGAGCUCACAUCUUCAAGGUCAUCAGAGGAUCCAUACUGGUGAGAAACCUUAUAAAUGUGAGGAGUGUGGGAAAGGCUUUAGCCGCAGCUCCUGUCUUCAUGUCCAUCAGAGGGUCCACACUGGAGAGAAGCCCUAUAAAUGUAGUACGUGUGGGAAAGGCUUCAGUUAUAGCUCAGGUCUGCGAAACCACCAGAGAGUGCAUUUAAACGAGACGCCUUAUAAUAAAUAGAUAUGUGUGGAAGAUUCCAGCUGGAAUGCAUAACUUUCCGUCCAUCUGAAAACCAGCACAGAAAAGCCUUAGAAAGUGAUGGAUAGGAAGGGCGGCAGGAAAAGCUGACAUUUCAAGGUUAUCAGCUAGUCUGCACAGGAAGGGGAGACCUAGAAGUGUGAAUAAGUAGGUAAGCACUUCAUUCACAAAAGUCAGUCUUUAUGAAUCUCUUUCACAGCACAGUAGACCUUAAAUGGGAGUAGCAUCAGUAAAAAUUGUCCCUUUCAUCAGAGCGUGCCUGAGAGGGAGCUUUUAGAAAUGU